AUGUCAAUACAGCUAAGAGACGGUUUAGUCAAUCAGCUGUUGGAUCGAGUCCUUGAAGACCUUUUAGUCAGAUUCGUUGUCAAUGUUCCCGAGGAAGACUUGUCUUCUAUAGAAAGAGUGUUCUUUCAGGUGGAAGAGGCACACUGGUUUUACUUGGACUAUGUGCGUCAAUUGGACCCUAGCCUACCUUCUAUGAAGAUGAAAACUUUUGCUUCAAAGCUUUUGGAAAAGUGCCCUCUAAUAUGGAAGUGGGGUGAUCCUUCCGACGCAUUAGCAAGGUUUGGAAAAUACAAAAGUACCAUCCCAGUAAGGGGAGUUGCAUUAUUCAAUAAAGACUUGACAAAAGUGUUGUUGGUGAAAGGGACAGAGUCAAACGCAUGGUCAUUCCCUAGAGGGAAAAUUUCCAAAGAUGAAAGUGAUGUAGAUUGUGCAGUGAGAGAGGUGGAGGAAGAAAUUGGAUUCAAUUGCCGUGAUUUGAUAGACAAGAAUGACUAUGUUGAAAGAACAAUCAGAGGUAAAAAUUACAGGAUUUUCCUCGUAAAGAACGUGUUAGAGGAUACUCAUUUCGAGCCAGUGUCCAAGUAUGAAAUCUCACAAAUAAAGUGGUUUGAUAUCAAAUCGGUUCAGAAAAAGGUGAAAACCAAUCCCAAUAAUUUUUUCAUCGUUGCAACUAUAAUCAAACCUGUCAUGAAAUGGAUAAGUAAAAACAAAGGGGUAUUGAGUGAAGAGGAGCUUAUGCAAGAAGCAGAAUUGAAAUUGAAGAAAUUGAUGGGAUUGAACAAACGUGAAGAAAAUGUGGAUGCAGGAAGAGAGUUGCUUAACAUCUUACAGGGAGCGAAACCAACUUCAAAACCAGUGGACUCCCAAAAUGAGUCAGUGAAUGACCAAACAACGCAGGCCGGUAUACCAUCUAUGGUUAAUGUGCAAUUCCCACCACACCUUCAAAAUCAAAUUCCAUUUUUCAUUGGUGGCCAUCCUAACGCACCAUUUUUUGUACCACCCAUGGCUAAUGCAAUCGGCCAAGCUCCUCAUUUUUCUAUGCCAGGAUUUUUCCAUCCUCAACAUCAUCAGCAUCAUCAACAACAAAUGGCACCCAACCCUGAAAGCUUGAAUAAACCCACAACAAAUUCGAAAGAAUUGUUAUCCAUUUUAACUGCAAAAAACGAAGCUAAAAAGGAUGAGGUUGCUGCAACUCGGAAGAAGCAUGCAGAUUCUGGAAAUAUCAGAUCAAGAGCUCAACAACUAUUGAGUGUAUUUCCCAAAAGAAAAGAGUUUGCUGGAACUAAGGAUGAUAGCCCGGCUACUAGUAAGGAUCUUUCUAGAAGCGUAAGCUCUACAAGCGAUCGAUCAAACUCAAGCCAAGAAAAGCUCAAGACAAAAUCGGAUAAAUCGAAUUUAAACAAGCCAGUGCCACUGGAAAAAGAAACUCCCAAGUCACCGCAUCUACAACCUUCGAAUGAAAUUGAAGAAUCCAUUCGCUCAUCGCAUCAUCGCCAACCGGUGGUUGGUCAAAAGAUUAAGUUACUCAAACGUUCAGAUAAUAAAAAUUCAAAAGAUCUUCUAAACCUUUUGGGACCUAGAAAGGAGACCAGUGAGCUGGAAACCAGUCCUAUGAAUGACCUCAUACAGUAUGAUGGUGCCAUCAAGCAUGACCAAAUAGAGACACCCAUUGUUGACAAUAGAAAUGGCAUAAAUGGAUCAACACAACUCAAAGAACAGCCAACAACUGACCGUGCUGCUUCGCAACAGUUACUAAGUUUCUUGCACCGAGAAACUCCUAGUAAAAGCAAUGAUGACUACAAAGAGAAGAAAUCUAACGGGAUUGCCAAUGUAUUGAAUAAGGAAACCCGCGAUAAUGACAUCACACCUAGGGUGGUAUCUCCAACUAGAGAUUUUCUUAGUCUACUCAAAAAGCCAAACAAUGCUGACUCUACUAAUAGAUCGAGUGUUGAUCCAUCUCCAUUACCAAACAAGCCACCACCACCACCACCACCACCACCACAACAACAACAACAACAACAGCAACAACAACAACAAAAACAACAACAACAGCACAAACCACAGUCAUCAACGUCAGCUAACAAGUUGCUCAGCUUGCUUGGAAAGAAACCAUCAGAUAGUGGUAAAGGCGGUGUUAAUCAAGAUAUUUGGAGUAGUCAAGACAAAAGUCCAAGUAUUACAUCGCCUAAUGCAUUGGCUAGUAUUCAAAAAUUUGAUCGAGAAGUCGGCAGCAACCAAGCCACAUUGUCAAACACAAUUGCAUCUCCAGUUUCGGAAAAUUGGGGAUUUUCUCAACAUGAGCAGUACCAACAACUGCCACAGCUACAACAGCCCGAUUUGUCAGCUACAAAUACGUUGAGAAAUAUUUUAAGAAAGAACAGUGCUCAGCCAUCGCCUAGUUUAGGUGGCGUUUAUGAAUCUGAGAACCUCAAUAAUUCACAAAUUGGAUCAAGCCAGCCAUAUCCACAACACCAGCCGCAAGACAAUUUUGACAAUUUUGAAGAUUUUGAAGAUUUCGAAGAUUUUGGUGACUUCAAUGCAUUCAAUGACACGUAUAUAUUCGAUGAUAACUCACAUCCUAAAACAUUCAACAACUUUGAUAUUGAUAGUGACGAAGAAUAUGCAGAGGGCCUCGUUGAGCAUCCAACUCGUGUGCAGAUUGCAUCACGUCACCAAGCGCCAAAGAAGCAGCAACCACAACCACAACAGCAACAGCCUCACUACCAAGCUAGUGAAUUUGCACAACCACAAGGACAUUUGGACAAUAAUAAUGGCAGUACCUCGGGUAUUUCCACCCUUCCCGAACCCAAUUUUGUUCAAUCUACGUCAACGCGAGCAACCAUAGGUCUACAUGAUCAAUCAAAUAAUGCAGGUAAAGGAUUAUUGGCAUUAUUGAACCGUGGUAAAUCAUCGUAA
Messenger RNA from Lodderomyces margitis, 2916 nucleotides. RefSeq names its product decapping enzyme complex catalytic subunit (gene DCP2). Gene Ontology annotation, biological process: deadenylation-dependent decapping of nuclear-transcribed mRNA; nuclear-transcribed mRNA catabolic process, nonsense-mediated decay. The record is from RefSeq and is a predicted model, not a curated record. Gene Ontology annotation, molecular function: manganese ion binding; RNA binding; 5'-(N(7)-methylguanosine 5'-triphospho)-[mRNA] hydrolase activity. Lineage: Eukaryota; Fungi; Ascomycota; Pichiomycetes; Serinales; Debaryomycetaceae. The transcript has a single exon. Gene Ontology annotation, cellular component: cytoplasm; P-body. The coding region runs from base 1 to 2916 and encodes 971 amino acids.